CCGACCUCCUCACCCCUACCCACCAUCACCGACUCACCGAGCUCUCUUCCUACCUCUCUGCUAUCUCUCUCGGCACGCACGCGCGCGAGCUCUCCUUCCUCGUCGAGGUGCAUUGAUGGCGACCGAAGUGGCUGAGGCUCCGGUGCCGCUGGCGGAGGCGGCCCCCGACGCCGCAGCGGAGGCCCCCGCCGCGGCCGCGGCCGCGGCCGCCGGCGACGCGAAGCCGGCCAAGGCCAAGAAGCCCGCCGCGCCGCGGAAGCGCGCGAACCCGACCCACCCACCCUACGCUGAGAUGAUCUCGGAGGCGAUCACGUCGCUCAAGGAGAGGACGGGGUCGAGCCAGUACGCGAUCGCCAAGUUCGUGGAGGACAAGCAGAAGGCCAAGCUGCCUCCCAACUUCCGCAAGCUGCUGCUCGUGCAGCUGAAGAAGCUCGUCGCCGCCGGCAAGCUCACCAAGGUCAAGAACUCGUACAAGCUGCCAGCGGGGCGCGCCCCGGCCGCCGACGAGCCCAAGGCCAAGCCCAAGGCCAAGCCUGCUGCCGCCAAGCCCAAGUCGAAGCCGAAGCCUGCCGCGAAGAAGCCCAAGGCCGCCGCCAAGCCCAAGGCCAAGGCGCCCGCCAAGGCUAAGCCCGCCGCGAAGCCGAAGCCGGCCGCGAAGCCCGCGGCCAAGCUGAAGGCAGUGGCUGCGAAGCCGAAGCCAGCCGCCAAGCCGGCUGCCAAGCCCAAGCCCAAGCCCAAGCCAGCCGCCAAGCCUAAGGCCAAGGCGGCCGCCAAGCCCAAGGCCAAGGCUGCUGCUGCCAAGCCCAAGCCCGCGGCCAAGAUAAAGGCCCCAGCCACGCCGUCCCGGACGACCCGCCCCGCCAAGGCGGCCAAGACGUCGGCCAAGGACACUCCGGGGAAGAAGGCGGCUCCGGCGGCCAAGAAGCCCGCGGCGGCAGCCAAGAAGUCCCCUGCCAAGAAGCCUGCUCCGGCGAAGAAGGCGGCGGCCCCGGCGAGGAAGGUGCCGGCCCGGAAGGCGAAGAAGUAGAGCGGUCGGCGUCAGUGGAAAUGUGGAAUCUAGGCUUUCGUUCUCGUUUGGUUCUUCUAGACGUUUCUCCGUUUUUUUCCCCUCCUCCCUUAGUCGCGGGGAUAUCAGGUGGACUAGCUUGUAAAUUUGAUAUGGAGCGGGGGUACAGUGGCCAUUCCGUACCCAUGGGGAAAAGAAAGAACGGAGACGAUGACGAUGACGACGAGGAGUUUGUUAGGGGCUGUAUUUUCUGUAGCUGAUAUAGGUGUUUGAGGUCCGCAUUGUGUUGUUAAAGUUUUAUUAUGUGGUGAUAGUAUUUUGUCGAGAAUUACUAUAUUCACUGUGAUCUGGUCUGAAUUCCAGAUCUGAAAUACUAAUCUCUGUUUCAGAAUA
Messenger RNA from Panicum virgatum (switchgrass), 1399 nucleotides. RefSeq names its product histone H1-like. NCBI's taxonomy places the organism in Eukaryota, Viridiplantae, Streptophyta, Magnoliopsida, Poales, Poaceae. The coding region runs from base 116 to 1027 and encodes 303 amino acids. Gene Ontology annotation, molecular function: nucleosomal DNA binding; structural constituent of chromatin; double-stranded DNA binding. Gene Ontology annotation, biological process: nucleosome assembly; negative regulation of DNA recombination; chromosome condensation. The record is from RefSeq and is a predicted model, not a curated record. The transcript has 2 exons. Gene Ontology annotation, cellular component: nucleosome; nucleus.